Messenger RNA from Trichoderma citrinoviride, 702 nucleotides. RefSeq lists its product as hypothetical. NCBI's taxonomy places the organism in Eukaryota, Fungi, Ascomycota, Sordariomycetes, Hypocreales, Hypocreaceae. The transcript has a single exon. The record is from RefSeq and is a predicted model, not a curated record. The coding region runs from base 1 to 699 and encodes 232 amino acids.
AUGGACCAAAAGGGCAUCAUCGAGCGGCGCCUCCCCAACGCCGUCAUCUACAACCUCACGCAGCCAAACCAAGUCACAAUCACGCUUCCCCCCAAAUCAACAUGGUCAAGCGGCCUCCACUGGCACGAAACCCACACCGAAUACCUCAAGCUCAUCAAAGGCAGCAUAAAAGUCCGCCUCGGAGACACCGAACAAACCAUCACCGCGAGCAAGACAGACCAGCCCGAGAUAACCGUCAGGCGAUAUGUCUGGCACGAGUGGCAGCGCGCGGAACUAGACGGCGAGGAAGUCGUUGUGAUUGAAAAGACGUAUCCAGAAGAUGGCGAAAAGGCGCUGUUUUUCUGGAACUUGAAUGGGGUAAUCUUGAGUGCUGGGGAGGUUGUUGGGACGAAUGUGCCUGGGUUCGCCUUGUUCCCUUCAAAGAUCAAGGAUCUCAUCAUCGAUUUCUGGAUCACGUUUAACCUCUUCAUCGUCUUCCACUCGCUGGACAACUAUCCUGUCAUUCUGAGCACGACGAGGUUCUGGAAGGGAAAGGCUUCGCGCGGCUUCUCGGCGGAUUGGCUUGUGUCUCACUUGCUGCUAUCGCUGGCUGCGUUGACCGGCCGUGUCUUGGGAUUGAGGGCUGUGAGAUCGGAGUACACGCCUGCUCCGCAAUACAACCGCUGGAAAGAGCAUUAUUAUAUCGAGAACUCAAGAUAGGCC